CUCGCCAUGGCGCGCGGCCGAGCGUGGCUGUGGGCGGCCGUGUGGACGGCGCUGGCGCUGGGCGCGUGCGCGCAGCGGCCACUGGCCUGCGAGAUCGUCUGCUGCGACCUCAUGCCGCACUGCAGCAACGCUACCAGCAUGAGCUGUGACUGCCCGAACUCGCACGAGAUGCGGCUGCGAGAGGGCUCCAUACCGAAGACGGUCAAGUACGUGCACAUAUCCAACGCCAGGACGGUGGUGAUCGGGCGAAACCUGAUCUACGCGCUGUACGCCCUGCGGGACCUGGUGAUCAUGGACGUGGACUCGGUGGACGUGCACUCGGACGGGCUGGCGCAGUCGGCCGCCUCCAGCCUGCAGCAGCUGCGCCUGGAGCGCGUGCACACCGUCGAGCUGCGCCGCGAGUCGCUGUCGGGCACGUGGCGCGGUGAUGCCGUUAUCACGCUGCACCGCGUCAAGUACCUGCGCCUGGGCGGGCUGGCGUUCCACUUCAGCGGCGUGCUGCCGGGCCCGCGCGUCGUGCUCGACCUGGUGGGCGACCUGCACGCCGAGCGGCACGCCUUCAAGGCCACCAUCGGCCACCUGUCGCUGGUGAACGUGACGAUGCGCGUGUGUCGGCCGGACACGUUCCGGGGUGAGAUCACCAGCCUAGAGCUGCUCGGCUGCCGCCUGGACUCGCUCGAGUCGGGCUGCCUGCGCGCCGAGGAGGGCUGGCGGCGCGUGGCCGUGCGCGCCUGCCGGCUGGGCGCCGUGCGGCGGCGCGCGCUCUCGGGUCCCGUUGACGCCGUCCUGCUGGAGGCCAGCACCGUCGACGUCAUGCACGAGGGCGCGCUCCAGCUACAGGUGGACCGGCUGGAGCUGCAGCGCGUGGACGUGGCCGAGAUGGGUCCGCGCGCGCUGAACGUGACGGCGUGCACGUCGGUGCGGCUCGUGGAGUCGCGGGUGGCGCUGCUGCGGGCGCUGGCGCUGGCUGCUGUCCGGCUCUCCAACUGCGAGCACAGCGACGUGCACCCGUUCACCGUGCACCUGCUGCACGUCGGGGACGCCGAGAACGGGUCGCUGGCCGUACAUGCCGACCUGCCGGCCGCCGCCGUCAACUGGGACUCGCUCAUGCUCGACGCCGACUGUUCGUGCCAGGCGGCGGAGCUCGCCCGUCAGCUGGUGGCCGGUGGAUCGACCGCGCCGCUGACGGACACCCAGCGCGAGCUGGCGGAGCACGUCUCUCGCAGCGGCUACUGCCGCGACGAGCACGGCGGCGCCGAGCGCCUGGCGGACGCGGCGACCGCCUGCCGGUCCGCGUCCGGCGGCGCCGUCAGCCUCGACCAGGACGUCGUCUUCUACGGCGUGCUGCCGGUGCCAGCCCAGGACUCGCGCAAGUGCAGUGUGACCGACCUCUGA
Pollicipes pollicipes is the source of this 1395-nucleotide messenger RNA. RefSeq lists its product as uncharacterized. NCBI's taxonomy places the organism in Eukaryota, Metazoa, Arthropoda, Thecostraca, Pollicipedomorpha, Pollicipedidae. The transcript has 3 exons. Bases 7 to 1395 code for a protein of 462 amino acids. The record is from RefSeq and is a predicted model, not a curated record.